Molecule: messenger RNA, 1026 nt
Organism: Rotaria sp. Silwood2
Lineage: Eukaryota; Metazoa; Rotifera; Eurotatoria; Philodinida; Philodinidae
Source: the annotation of a GenBank genome assembly
AUGAAUAAAUUAACAGCAGGACUAGAUAAAUCUAUAAAAGAUCAGAUUGGUAAUUAUCAGGCAGAAAGAAGACUAGAAAUCUAUCAAGAUAAUGACAAACAUAAUAGAAUACCAGAUGCAUUUAAAAAAGGAGCAGAAGAUCGUGAGGCUGUUCAAAAGGCGGAUCAGAUGAUAGAUGAUUUGAAAAAUGGCGGUGAAGCUGGAUUGCCUCAUUUGGGCCCGCUAAGUGAGGAAGCAGGACGACCAAUUAAAGUUCUAGAUGAGAAUGGAAAAGUUAUACGCGUUAUCGGUGGAGAUAAAGGUGGUACACCGAUAGAAGUAGAGUAUCAUAAGCCCAGUGUCGACAAUCCACAAGGCCAUUGGACAUUACCAGGAGGCAUUGAACCAGUAGUAACUAAUACUGGAAAGAAUAAUUGCUUGUUUAAUGUUAUUGCAGAACAAACAGGAAAAGAUCCGAAUCAAUUAAGAGUAAAUACAGCUAGUCGAAUGGAAAAUGAUAAAGUACACCUGGCUAAUCAAGCUCGUGAUAUUAAACGAUUGGAGAAGUAUAAGAAAGAUGCAUUAACAAUGGGAGGAGUGGAAAAAGGAGCAAAACUAAAUCCUUCUGAACUUCGUCUUUCGCAAACUAGUAUUCGCUCUAAGACAAGAGAUGGAACUCCCAUUGAACAAUUGGCAGAAGAUAUAAAAAAAGGUGGUUUUAAAGGCAAGGGUGCUAUUAAUGUAGUAAGAAUGCCAGACGGUAAACUUACUGCACUGGAUAAUCGACGAGUUGCAGCGACUGAUGCAGCUGAAGUGCCAAUAAUAGCAGAUAUUUAUGAGCAUGAUGAGAUGCUACCUGAAGAUCUACAAGGGUGUUAUAAGAUGGAAACGGCACAAUCUGCCGUUCUGAAAAGAAUGAAAAACACGGACCCUACAAAAUACGGAUAUACACAAAAUGAAGUUAAAGUAAGAGGUAAAGGGCUUUCCGUAAAUGAUUUCGUAAGGAAUACACGAGAGUCCUUUCAAAAGAAGUCUAAUCAAUUAUAA